This is a messenger RNA of Lathyrus oleraceus (garden pea), 1830 nucleotides long. Its product is annotated as serine/threonine-protein kinase D6PKL2. Lineage: Eukaryota; Viridiplantae; Streptophyta; Magnoliopsida; Fabales; Fabaceae. Gene Ontology annotation, biological process: protein phosphorylation. The record is from RefSeq and is a predicted model, not a curated record. The transcript has 2 exons. The coding region runs from base 193 to 1569 and encodes 458 amino acids. Gene Ontology annotation, molecular function: protein serine/threonine kinase activity; ATP binding.
UGAUAUCAUCAUCAGACACAUUACUAUAAAUAAAUAUACAAGUAAUUAUAAUCAUGAAGACCCAUUUAAAAACGAUAAAAUGACUAUAAGCCCAGAAACAUUUCACUUCCUCCCUUAUUACUCUCACUCUCUUCUUCUUCUUCACCUUAACUGAACCAUUUCAUUCUCAUUUUCUUCUCUCUUCCCAACGCAAUGGACCCAUGGCUCGACGAUCUAACCGACGACCUCCAAAGCCUCAGCUUCGCCUCCACAACCACCACAACCGCCACCACCGCCGACAUCAAACGCAGCACAAGCUUCAGUUCCGAAACAACCGCCUCAACUUCCACAAGAUCCCUACCUCCAACAACCAAACCUCACGCUCCUUCCUCCGACCCUCGCUGGUCCGCCAUUCACCGGAUCCGAUCAGAGUCACCUUCUCGUCGCAUACUUCCGUCUGACCUUCGAUUCUCCCGCCGUCUCGGCUCCGGCGAUAUUAGUUCCGUUUAUCUUGCGGAACUUAACGAUGAUGGAAAAAUCCCGGCGAUGUUCGCGGCGAAAGUGAUGGAUAAGAAGGAGCUUAUUAGUAGGAGUAAGGAAGGAAGAGCGAAGACGGAGAGAGAAAUACUUGAGUCUCUUGACCAUCCUUUCUUGCCUACUCUUUAUGCUACCAUCGACGCGGCGAAAUGGCUUUGUCUCUUGACGGAGUUUUGCCCCGGCGGCGAUCUUCACGUUCUCCGACAACGCCAGCAGAACAAACGCUUCACUGAAUCCGCCGUGAGAUUCUAUGCAUCAGAAGUGUUGAUGGCGCUUGAAUACCUUCACAUGUUGGGAAUAGUAUACCGUGAUCUCAAACCAGAGAACGUGUUAGUUAGAUCAGAUGGCCAUAUCAUGCUCACAGACUUUGACCUCUCCUUAAAAUGUGAUGACAAUUCCACACCAACAGCCCAGAUAAUAAUCUCCAGUCAAGACUCUCCACAAGUAGCCCCACAAAAAAAUCCCCACUCCGAACCCUCCCAAUUCGCCUCAUCUUCUUGCAUAAUACCCAACUGUAUAGUCCCAGCAGUGUCCUGUUUCCAACCAAAACGCAAGCGAAAGAAGAAACAAACUCAGCUUCACGGCCCGGAGUUUGUUGCCGAACCUAUUGAUGUCCGGUCCAUGUCAUUUGUGGGCACCCACGAAUACUUGGCUCCUGAAAUAGUGUCUGGGGAGGGGCACGGUAGUGCUGUCGAUUGGUGGACCUUAGGGAUAUUUAUAUUCGAAUUGUUUUACGGCGUGACGCCUUUUCGAGGCUUGGAUAAUGAACUCACUCUAGCAAAUAUCGUGGCUCGAGCUUUGGAGUUCCCAAAGGAACCCACCGUGCCAGCCACGGCAAAAGAUCUUAUCUCACAGUUAUUGAUUAAGGACCCAGCAAGGAGAUUGGGAUCAAUAAUGGGAGCUUCUACAAUCAAACACCACUCAUUUUUCCAAGGUGUGAAUUGGGCAUUGUUAAGGUGUACACCUCCACCUUACGUUCCACCACCCUAUACUAAAGAUAAAGAAGAUGUAUCUGAUGAAAGUUGUCCACAAACACCUGUUGAUUAUUAUUGAUGACAGUAGGAGACGAGGAAAAGUACAGUUAGCUAGCUAGUUAAGUUUAAGGAAAUUCAAUUAUAUUUCUCUUUUUUUUUUUUAAUUUAAUUUGUCACAACACUCUUGUCUUUAUAUUUAAUAGGCUUGAAUAGAGAAAUGUAAUAUUGUGAACCAAACUAUGUUAAUUAAGCUUGAUGACAAAUUAAAUUAACGAGUGCUCUGCUCGAGCACAGCAAAACAUAUCAUAAUAUGGAGAUGGGGUUGGUGUAUUAUAAUACA